AUGUCAAAACUCCUGAUUUCUAGGAGCCUUGGCCGGCCCCUUCGGCGGCCGCUCUACCAGUUUUGGAGCACUGGCAUCAUCAAGACGAGGACCUUUGCGACGGUCGAAUCCGAUGCGAGGCCCUUUGAUGUCGUCGUUAUUGGCGGAGGUCAUGCUGGAUCCGAGGCGUGCGCUGCGGCUGCCCGCGCUGGCGCGAGGACGGCGUUAGUGACACCCAGCGUCGAGAAUCUUGGUGUUUGUUCCUGCAACCCUAGUUUCGGCGGUAUCGGCAAAGGAAUCAUGAUCCGCGAGAUUGAUGCUCUCGAUGGCCUCGCUGGCCGUAUCAUCGACCAAGCCGGUGUUCAGUUCAGAGUCCUCAAUCGGAAGAAGGGUCCCGCCGUUUGGGGUCCUCGCGCCCAGAUCGACCGAGCGCUAUACAAGAAGCACAUGCGCGCAGAGCUCGAAUCAUAUCCCAACCUCUCCCUGGUCUACAACAGUGUAUCCGACAUUGUAGUUUCCGAAAACGAUAAUCCUUCCAACGGAGCGAGAUCCAAGAUUACUGGUGUCAGGUUGGAGUCGGGCGAGGUCCUGCCCACAAGUCAAGUGAUCAUCACCACAGGAACAUUCCUCGGCGGCGAAAUCCACAUCGGUAUGGAAGCAUAUCCCUCGGGCCGCAUGGGUGAAAAGGCGACUUUUGGUCUCAGCAAGUCGCUUAGGGAGGCCGGGUUCAAGCUCGGGCGCUUGAAGACAGGAACGCCGCCACGGUUAGACAAGAAGAGCAUCAACUUCGAUAUUCUCGAAAAGCAGUAUGGCGAUGAUCCGCCAAACCCGUUCAGUUACCUAAACGAGGUUGUCGCUGUCAAGGACCAACUUCACUGCUGGGCCACCUACACCAAUCAUGCGACACACGAGAUUGUGCGCGCAAAUCUCGACAAGACGAUUCAUAUUCGUGAGACAGUCAAGGGACCUCGGUAUUGCCCUUCGCUCGAGUCCAAGAUUAUCCGCUUCAGUGAGAAGGAGCGCCAUCUUGUGUGGUUGGAGCCCGAGGGUUUCGACAACAAUAUUAUCUACCCGAACGGAUUGAGUAUGACUGUGCCCGCCGAGGCCCAGUUGGCAUUGCUUCGCACCAUUCCCGGCCUUGAGGACGUCAUAAUGACCCAACCCGGUUAUGGUGUUGAAUACGACUAUGUCGACCCCCGCAGCCUGAAGCGCACACUGGAGACCAAGGCCAUCCGCGGUCUAUGGCUCGCCGGACAGAUUAACGGUACCACUGGCUACGAAGAAGCAGCAGGCCAGGGUAUUGUCGCCGGAAUCAACGCCGGCCGGGCCGCUAUUGGUCUUGAACCCGUCACUCUUUCGCGGGCCGAUGGUUAUAUCGGCGUCAUGAUCGACGAUCUCAUCACCAAGGGCGUCUCGGAGCCCUACCGCAUGUUCACCUCGCGCAGCGAAUUCCGCAUGACCACGCGGUCCGACAACGCCGACUCGCGUCUGACCGCCCUCGGCCGCAGCUGGGGCGUCGUUGGCGACCGUCGCUGGAGCCAUUUUCAGGACGAGAACGGCCAGAUGGCCGAACUGCGCCGCAUCCUCAGCGAGACCAUCUUGUCCCCACAAGCCUGGCAGAAUGCCGGCUUCGACGUCAAGGCGGACAGCCGCAGGCGCAGCGCCUUGGAGAUUCUCUGCUUUAAGGGAGCAUCGAUUGAGAAGCUUUAUGAGUCGGGUGUUGUGCCUAAGCUGAUGGACUUUUCGGAACGCGUGCGCGAGCGGACUUUUAUCGAAGGGCUGUACGCGCCCCAGAUCGAAAAGCACGAGUUGGAGCGGGCCAGGUUUGAGCGCGAGGAGGAUCUCAGGCUGCCGCUUGAUUUGGAUUAUGACCAGAUCGCUAGCCUCUCCUUGGCCGAGAAGGGCGUGCUCAAGGCCACUAGGCCCGAGAGUCUGGCGCAGGCAAGGAGGAUAGAAGGUAUAACCCCCGCUGGAUGCAUGCGGUUGCUCGCGUAUGUGAAGAGGAGGAAUGGGGACCUCAAGAGCGGUAGCAGGUCCGGAGGUCUUGAGGAGAUUGCAUCCGAGUGGAGCAAAGAGGCGCCCGAAGCAGACCUUGACGCCGUUGGUGAGGCGUUGACUGCUGCUGAGGGUGAUAUGGAGACUGUGGAUGCUAAGGUGAGGGCUGCUGAUCUCUGACAUGCUGGCCGAGAUGAUUGAAGAUAUUACCAAAAAAGGGGAAAGGUGUCUGGUGUAACGAUAGCAUUUGAAGAAAAGCGUAGCAUAUACUGGAUGGGAAGGUCAGGUUGAUUUUUGGAGUAGAAUUUGUCAAUAUGUAUAAUACUUGGUAUAUAGAGAGUGAAGUCCUACCGAUUGUA
Neurospora tetrasperma FGSC 2508 is the source of this 2333-nucleotide messenger RNA. RefSeq lists its product as uncharacterized. The coding region runs from base 1 to 2154 and encodes 717 amino acids. Gene Ontology annotation, molecular function: flavin adenine dinucleotide binding. Gene Ontology annotation, cellular component: cytosol. Gene Ontology annotation, biological process: tRNA wobble uridine modification; tRNA methylation. The record is from RefSeq and is a predicted model, not a curated record. The transcript is spliced from 2 exons. Lineage: Eukaryota; Fungi; Ascomycota; Sordariomycetes; Sordariales; Sordariaceae.